Messenger RNA from Colletotrichum graminicola M1.001, 1089 nucleotides. RefSeq names its product alcohol dehydrogenase GroES-like domain-containing protein. Bases 1 to 1089 code for a protein of 362 amino acids. Lineage: Eukaryota; Fungi; Ascomycota; Sordariomycetes; Glomerellales; Glomerellaceae. Gene Ontology annotation, molecular function: oxidoreductase activity. The record is from RefSeq and is a predicted model, not a curated record. The transcript has 2 exons.
AUGACAUGGGCAAACAUUCCACGUAGAAUGCGCGCAGCGCAAAUCUCUGAGUAUCACAAGCCAUACGAGUUAGUUGAGAAAGAUGUGCCAAGCAUUCGUGAGAAUGAACUUCUUAUCAGAGUUCACGCGGCCGGAUUCUGUCACUCAGAUCUGCAGGUUCUACAGGGUCAGUUCGGAUCACGCUUAGGCAUGACCGCGUCCCAUGAGCCUUCCGGUACCGUCGUCCUUGUUGGAAAGAAUUGCAGUGAUAAUUGGAAAAUUGGUGAUCGAGUUGGGGCUCUUAAUUUCAAGAACUCAUGUGGCCAAUGCAGCGGCUGCGGGUUGGCGAAGCGGAGAUACAAUCGACUGGAUCCCCGCUUCUGCAACAGAAGAGAAACGGCGGGAUUCCAACAUGACGGAGCAUUUGCAGAGUAUCUCGCUAUAGACCCCGAAACGACAGUUCACUUACCUUCGUCCUUGCCGUUCGACCAAGCAGCGCCACUGAUGUGCGCUGGUGCGACAGUAUGGGGCUCAUUAGAAAAAGCCACAGCCGGGCUAGACUCUGGAGACACUGUAGGCAUCAUCGGCAUUGGCGGUCUCGGCUUCCUCGCUUUACAAUUUGCUAGCGCGAUGGGCUUUCGUACAGUAGCAGUUGACAGUCGCCCGGCAGGGAGACAAUUGGCUACUGAGAUGAAAACCCAGGAUUUGAAACCCUCAAUAGUUGUCGACUCUGGCUCAAAAGAUGCCACAGCUACGAUCAUGGAAUUUACGGGAGGAGAGGGACUCGCUGCCGUUAUAGCCUGCACAGACUCUCUGUCAGCCAAUAAUUGGGCUCUGACACUGCUUCGGAUUGGAGGUGUAAUGGGUGUUCUAGGUCUGCCAGCAGAAAACUGGAGGUUUGAUUCAAGUGUGAUCAUCUUUCGGGAGCUCACCAUUCGGGGAAGCUAUGUGGCUAGUAGAGAGUCAACUGAAAGGAUGAUGGAGGUUGUAGAGAGGGCUAACAUCCGAUCCCAUAUCACCUUGGUGGCCUUCGAUGAGAUUCCUGGAAUCCUCGCGGCGUAUCAAAACAGUGAUUUUAAGGGUAGACUUGUAGUUAAAGUAACAGAUUGA